AUGUCUUUUAUUUUUUUACUCAUUCUUAUACAUCUACAAAAUGUUCUUACUCUUUUUUGUAUUAAAAAUAGUUCACUUGAAAUUCUACGAAAUGAUUUUCUAUUAAAUAAUGGUUCAUUUACAUUGAGAAAACUUCGUAACAAAACAAUUUAUUCAUAUGAAAAAAAUGCGAUAUGUCAUGUUAAAAUUUGUAUUGACUAUAGUGAAAUAAAUGGUAAUAUAUCCAUUGAAUUUGGUGAAAUUAAUAAUCAUACAGGUAAUUAUAUUGGUUUGGAAAUAUGGUUUCCAUUAAUUAAAAAAUACAAUUCAAUUCUUAGUUGUAUUGAUUAUAUAUGUUCAGCAGAGAAUUUAUGUGAUCAAAUUUUUGUCGAGAAAUGGAUCGUUUGGUUAGCUAAUAGAAAUCAUGAAAUUUUACAAAAUAAUCUUAUUAAUAUUUUAACAUUUGGAAAUCAAUCAGGUACAUGUGAUAUUAUAGGAAAACCUAUAAUAUGUUCAAGUCGAGUAUGUGUCGCAGAAUAUAUUGAAAAUUCUAAUAAUACUGUUUUUGGAAAUGGUUGUUCAGAAGAAUCUUCUCUCAUGCAUAUUGAAGUAUAUAUGAAAAUACAAAGUAUUGAACUUCGAUCGAUUCAAUAUAAAGAACUUUUAUAUUUUUGUACAUCUCAUAAUUGUAAUGAUGAAUUAACAUUUAAACAUGUUUGGAAGGAAACUUCAACUUUAUUUAAUCUUUUCAAACCUAUUCUUAAUUGGUUACGUCUUAGAAAUAGAACUAACUUCUCAUCCACUUCUACAUCUACAAAUCAACCAAAGAAAAUAGAAUCUCAAUUAAAUAUUAAUAAAUAUUCAUCUAGAACUUUAUUUUGGUUAUUUUUUCUAUUUUUUAUGAUUUUAAUUGGAAUUACCAGUGGUUUUUAUUGUUUUUAUUAUGAAAAAUGGCAAGGUUAUAUAGCAACACGAACAACUCUAUAA
Messenger RNA from Adineta steineri, 966 nucleotides. The record is from the annotation of a GenBank genome assembly. NCBI's taxonomy places the organism in Eukaryota, Metazoa, Rotifera, Eurotatoria, Adinetida, Adinetidae.